GUUAAAAAGAAUUUUAAAAUUAACAGAGUGUUACUUUUCACAUAUGACAUAUGGACCAGAAUUUUGUCCAGUAAAUUGAAGUCCAUUAAAUCAGGUUCACAAAAUUGAGGGGAUGACUGGAAACUUAGCAAGCCAAAAUUAAAUGAACAAUGGUAGUCAUUAGCUUUUUUAGCAAGUGUUUAGCAGCUAACAUUUUAUUGAAUUUCAAGUCUUUGAAUACUAUUACCAUGUUUACUGAACAAUUUGUGACAUCACAUGCAAAAAUAGGGUUACCAAGACUCAUUGUGGGUAUCUAAAUUUGAGUUCAUUAAAAUAAAAUGUACUUUCUCAGUCACAUUAAGCACAUUGCAAGUGCUAAGUAAUCACACGGAACUACUGGCUACCAAAUGGGACAGUGCAGAUAGAAUAUGCCCAUCAUUGCAGAAAGCUCUAUCAAAUAGAUUUGGUCUAGAAUGCUGGACUGUCAAUAUUAAAACCAUGUCAAAGGUUUUAUUCCCUUAAAGGUGAACCCAUGUAAAGAACAGUAAAGAUAAUAGAGCCAGAGUACAAAUUAGGUGAUGAUUUGCCAAUCACCUAAAAUGAUAUGUUGAGUCAUUUCAAGCAAUGUGGAUCUAAUUGCUUGGUGGCAUUUUUUUUUUUUUUAAGGCAUAGUACAGUUCUUUCCCCAACCAGAGCCUGCAAUUUGUCCCAGGUUCAGGGUACAGAUGUAAAAAAGCAAAGUCUCAAACAACAUCAAUCACUGCUAACUAGUGGUCAGACUACAUCCAACUAGGGGGAAAUUACUGACUCAAUAGCAGGCAUCCAUAUGGAAUGGUAAAGUAGGAUACUUUUGUAAAGGUUUAUCUGAAACAGGACUGCAAAGGUAAAACAACAUUUAACAAAAGCUAGAGAUAGUACAUUUGCAGAGAAUCACAGAUGGUUCAUGUUGAUUCUUACAUAAGGUACACAAAAUUUAAACACAGUUUGGCUUUAUUGAGGAAAUCUGGUUGGUUGGGGAAGAAACACAAAUAUGAUCACAAGUGUUGACCUCCGCACUCAAAUUCUAUCUCAGUGGCCUUAGAAUGAGAGAACUUCAAACCAUGUAUUGGAAAUAUAGAGGGUUUUCUUCCAGAUACAAUGCUGAAGAUAUACAGUGCUGGGUAAUGUACAUCCUAAGAGAGGGCGACUUGGAAAGCCCUAGCAGAACCCAAUUUCUAUCCCACAUCUUAAAGGGGAGGAGCCAUUUAUUGGCAAAGACUGAUCCCCUUUAUAGAAUUUAAUCGUUUGCUUUUUCCCUUUCUCUUCUUUUUUCCUCUAUUCUGACUCAUUCACACCAAUAUUUGAGUGGAUGUAAGAUUCUCCCAUCUUUGAAAAACCGUCAGUCACACUUUUACCUCUACCCACUAUAUGAUUUACCCAACAUCACCAAACUCCAAGGGUUCCCCAAAUUGUCUUCACUUCAAAAGCCAUCCACAACUCAACUUCACUAAAACUUCCAGAGUCAACAAUGGCUUUUUUGCAAACUAUUAGUCUCCAUGUGUUUGGAAUUUUUUUUCACUCCUUUUAACUAACAUUUCAAAUUAACGACUUUAUUCGCCUUUAAAAAGCAGCCUUCUCUUAAACUUCUCUGACACCACACUCACCCCGUUUUCCUCCUGUUUUUCUGGUCAUUCCUUAGUCUUUGUGGGUUCUUCCUCUGGCUAUCUCCAGGCCCUUGUUCCUGAGCUUGCACCAGGUGGGUGACUUCAUGCACUCUCUGUGCUUCAAAUGCACAUCUGUAUUCUGAUGAUUUAUUUUUCUGUGGUUCCAGCAUAGAUCUUUCUUCUGAAUUCCAGAAACACACCUAGUCGGCAUCUCCUCUUGGGUGUUCAAAAUGGCACCUCAAAUUACCUUGUCCUGAUCUGAAGGUAUCUUCUUUCCCCAGAUUUUAUCCUACAUGCCUUAUCUUAGCAAAUGUUGCUACCAUCUACCUAGUUCCACAAACCUGAAGCCUGGAUGUCUGUCUUUCUUGAAUCUUCUAAUUCCCUCAUCCUCUGCAUCUAAACAUCACCAAGUUAUUCAGGUUUCACUAAUUGUUUAUCAAGUGUUAGCAGGUUCCACCGUACCUACCUACUGACAGCAUUCUACUAUAAGCCACUGUAAUUUCCAAUCUAGAUUAUUGAACCAGCCUCCUAUUAUAUUCCCCACGGUGAAGCCUCUACAUUUUUCAAGUGUUCUCUGAAUGAACUCAAUCUGAUUCCCUCCCAUCCUUUGUCUCAGGAUAGCUGCCAUAGUUUACAAGUCUAUUCUAGCAGUGUCUUUAGAUUUCUACUCCUUGUUCCCCAAGUGGCUUCCAUACUUUUAUUUCCCUGCAUAGCCCAUUCUUACUCUUGCAUUUGCAGCCUUGACAACCUGUUCUACCUUUUACCACAACAAGUGUCACCCCAUUUCACCUAGCUAAUGUGUACUCAUCCUUAAGGUCUUGUUUGGACAUCAUUUCCUUCUGGAAACUUCUCUUGACAACCCUCUCCUUCAAAACCAGUUAGGUACCAGUCUUAUGUGCCCUCAUAAUGUUUUCCCCAUCAAUGCACAUUCACACUGUUUACUAGUUUGUAUCUCUCAGUGGCCAGCAGUCUACUCAAGAGCAGGUAUGCCUUUUUCACUAUUAAUCCUCUGUUAUGCAGGUGUGCAAUAAAUGUUCCUUUGAAUAAUUGUAUUGCUCAUGCCUUUUUAUUUUACUUUCUCAUGUUUUGACACCUGGACUCUUGGGAGAGUGCCUUUCAAUUGUUAGCCUAUAUCCUCCAACCACCUUCUUUACCAAACUUUCACAAGCCAGGCAACAUUCCUCUGCCCUAAUGACUCCAGGGCCAGGUACCAAACAAACCUGCACAGCCUCUAUAUCCCCAAACCCGCUGAAAUUAUGCAAAUUCGCCAAUCAUAAAUUCGCCCUGUCUCUCCCAUUCCUUCCUGCAAAAACCACAAUCAUGUCUCUUACCCAUGCUUUCCCCUGGCUCCCUCUGCCUCCUGACCCACCCUGGUGCUUCCCGAUGUGGGCUUAAACUGCUUGCAGUUUAGAAUUGAUUUGAUAUGAAAAGUCUUGUGCAUUUAUCAAGAACUGCCAAGAUAAGGGGCGGAAAGAAAACUGUGUUAGGGUGGUGGGUAUAUGGGUUUUUCCGGAUUUCUAUAACAACAUGAACUAGCACACGUUAAUGCCCACCGUGAAACAAAAGCCUCGGCGAAAAUGGGGCUGGAAGAGCGGAAGUAACAACUUGGUUCUCAGCCGCAUCUCCCCGCUCCAGUGGGCCCUUUGAUGCUGGGCUGGCUUUGCGCAGCCGCACUUCGUUAGACGCGGAACCCUUGUGAGUGGUUUCAACGUUUUCCAGUCGGCAGUGAAAGCACACUUCCGGCCUUCACGGAAGUUGUUGCACAGUCGUUUCCGAGGCGGUGUGAGGUAGAGGAGCCUUCCAAAUGGGUCGUAGCCGCUCCCGAUCUCCGAGGCGGGAACGCAGGCGAUCCCGGUCCACUUCGCGCGAGAGAGAACGCAGGCGCCGGGAAAGGUCUCGGUCCAGGGAGAGAGAUCGGAGAAGGAGCCGCUCUCGAUCCCCGCACAGAAGACGCUCCAGAUCCCCAAGACGACAUAGAUCCACAUCUCCUUCUCCUUCUCGACUGAAAGAAAGAAGAGAUGAGGAAAAGAAAGAAACAAAGAGCAAAGAACGUCAGAUAACUGAGGAAGACUUAGAGGGAAAAACAGAAGAAGAAAUAGAAAUGAUGAAGAUAAUGGGAUUUGCCUCCUUUGACUCAACAAAAAAAAGUGCUGCUGAAAGUUAUCGUAUACUUUGGGAAGCUUAUGGUGAACAUGCUCCAUCUCAAGAUACUUGUUCUUGGGAGGUCAAAAUCCUGCACCUCAAGGAAAAAAGUUGGAUGGUUCUGUAAAUGCCUAUGCCAUAAAUGUGUCUCAGAAGAGGAAGUACAGGCAGUACAUGAAUCGCAAAGGUGGAUUCAACAGACCUUUGGAUUUCAUUGCGUGAGAAUUGAAAUGUUGAAGAAUGAUUUUCCCCCCCCUCAUGAUCAGAAGAGUGGAUUUUGUAUUUUGUAUUUCAUAUGCAUCAAAACAGGACAGGAUCACAGCCCUUCCUCCUUGUAAAGUAAGAAAAUUUUACCUUUGCUGUGUGCAGUUCACUUACCUUGCCUCAAAAGAAGAAAUGUUAAAUAUUACAUUUUUUUCUUUUAGGAAGUAUCAUUUGGGGCAAUCAUCAACCCCAUUUUUUGUCUUAUUCCUGUGGAAGCUGUAUAUGUUUUCUUCUUGGAUGCUCGUUAGGACUUUUUAAAACACAUAAAAAAGUAAUUUGGAUGUAAGUGUCUCAAAUAAAGCAAUUAUUUCUACC
Molecule: messenger RNA, 4343 nt
Organism: Myotis myotis
Lineage: Eukaryota; Metazoa; Chordata; Mammalia; Chiroptera; Vespertilionidae
Gene: SNRNP27
Product: small nuclear ribonucleoprotein U4/U6.U5 subunit 27
Exons: 7
Coding region: 3427-3891 (154 amino acids)
Biological process (GO): RNA splicing
Cellular component (GO): precatalytic spliceosome
Source: RefSeq, a predicted model, not a curated record